This is a messenger RNA of Trachymyrmex septentrionalis, 1954 nucleotides long. RefSeq names its product transmembrane protein 53. Lineage: Eukaryota; Metazoa; Arthropoda; Insecta; Hymenoptera; Formicidae. The record is from RefSeq and is a predicted model, not a curated record.
UCCGUCCCCUCCCUCUCCUUUCGUCCUCGUGAACAGGAGGCACGGCGAUCGGACGAGAUGAGCGAGCAGGAGGAUCUGGAUUAUUACAUCAUGUUCCCGUCGUUUCCACCGUCCCCGAAGGACCAGACGUUGACCGCAGGUGGACAGAAUCAACGGGAGGAGUUCGUGUUCGUGUACGAGGAGGACAAGCGGCCGGUUGUGAUCCUGCUAGGAUGGGCCGGCUGUCAAGACCGAUACUUGGCUAAAUACAGCUCGAUCUACGAGGAUAAGAGUUGCAUCACGCUGCGUUACACAGCGCCGGUGGAAUACCUGUUCUGGCGCCGGGACAAGAUGCCUUACAUCGGCAAGCGGUUGCUGCAGGUGAUCACCGACGAGCGGCUGGACGAGCAUCCCAUAUUCUUUCACGUCUUCAGCAACGGCGGAGCGUUCCUGUAUCAGCACAUCAGCCUCGCGAUGCAGAGGGCUAAUACUCCGUUCAAGGUCAGGGGAGUGAUAUUCGACAGCGCACCCGGUGAGAGAAGACUAACAGCACUUUUCAAGGCAAUCAGCGCGAUUAUCGGUGGUACCCCCUCACGAACCUGCCGAUGUCAUUCGUCAUCACGUUCUUCCUCUCCGUACUCUGGUUCUUCGAGGGCGGCGUACCAUAUCAUGUCCAUAGAUCGGAUCAUUUCAGAGCUGUACCGACGCUGUACAGUUUAUAUGUCGAUUUAUGAUCGUCAGGUAAUUGCGCAGGCUUUCAGCAGAACGCCUAUUCCGACGAACCCGAUCGCCCUCGCGGAGGAAGCUUAUUCUUGGCCUCAGCUGUUCCUUUACUCCAAUAGCGAUACUCUGAUCCCAGCGUCAGACGUCGAGAAGUUCGCCAGUCGGAGGGCCGAGAGGGGUGUGAGGGUGCAGCUCGUCCUGUUCACCAAUUCGCCGCAUGUCAAGCACUACACGACCUACCGCGACGUCUACGUGAACACGGUGUGCAGCUUCAUUCACGAAUGCCUGAUCUCGCCGAGUCCGUCGAGGAGCCUGCUGACCCUGGACCGCGGCGACGAUCGCGGCUCUCAGAGCUACGACGCGCCGCCGGAUCUCACGAAGCGCGUCGUGUUGCCCCAUGAGGCCGGCAAACAGCAGAACUAGUAGUCCGGAGAAGACGCUAAUAGAUGUCAAAAUAGUUGCCCGCUAGAGGAUCGCGCUGGUGGCACGCGCGCGGCCUCGCGGGUGCAGGCGUAAAGGGAGAGAGGAUCGAUGAUCAAUUUAUUACGUCUACAUUUUAUAGACUAAAAAGUCUACGAGGAAAGGAGUGAAUUCGAAGGAAAAAUGUCUGGAAUCCACUUGGCGCAAUUACGAUCUCCCAAUCUCCCCGUUCGAAAUUGAUCUUCGAACUGCUAAACAAUUUCUCCUCCUCGUCGUUUCUCUCUUCGUAUUUCCGUUUCUAUUCAUUGCGAUUCCAAGACGGAAAAAUCGUAUAAUUAGGGCGGUCGACUUUUUUUGUUAAAAUGAACAAAGAGAAAUGUUUCCAACGAUAAAAAAUCAGGAAAGAAUUCAAAAAUUUUGUGGAAUAGUGGAAUCCUGAUUUUAAGAGAUCGGGAGAUUGAGAUUUCGCAGAACAGAUUUCUCACGAUUCUUUCAGUUCACUCGUUUCAUAAAGUAAAGAGGCGACGUCCGAGAUGCUGGAAACGGUGCUACGUUAAUGUACAGAGCUGUUUUAUAUGAAGUUAAUUAUUAUUUUUGAGUGAAAGUUAUUCAAAUGAAAAUGUGAAUUUUUUUAUGAGCCGAGCGAGAGAGUAGAUACGCGGUGGCGCAAGAGCUUUCAAAUAUAUAUAUUAAAUGUACUUUGAUGUAUUUCGAUGAUUAUUCAUAUAAGCUCUUAAAAACAUAAAGAUUUCUAUUAAAGCUUAUGUCAAUUUUACUUCAGUUUUUUUUUAUUUCUAUAUGCAAUUCAAAUGUCACAACAUACAUACUUACA